Molecule: messenger RNA, 1701 nt
Organism: Suricata suricatta (meerkat)
Lineage: Eukaryota; Metazoa; Chordata; Mammalia; Carnivora; Herpestidae
Gene: MRPL54
Product: mitochondrial ribosomal protein L54
Exons: 3
Coding region: 100-516 (138 amino acids)
Cellular component (GO): mitochondrial large ribosomal subunit
Molecular function (GO): structural constituent of ribosome
Source: RefSeq, a predicted model, not a curated record
UACAUUUCCCAGAAGCCUCUAAGAACCUACAACUCCCAGGCACCCCUUAGCCGCUGUCAUCUCCCGGAAAAAGGCACGUGCGGGCAGCCGGCAUACGUCAUGGCGGCCAGAUGCCUCUUCGGGGCUUUGCGAACCUGGGCCACUUGGGCGGCCCGGGAGCUCCCGGUCCCUGUCGAUCCUGGAAGGCUCCUUGUACGGGGUUAUGCCAAGAGACCGGUCAUGAAGGGGGGCAAAGGUGGCAAAGGCGGUGCAGUUGGUGAGGCCCUGAAGGACCCAGACGUGUGCACGGACCCUGUCCGACUCACCACACAUGCCAUGGGCGUCAACAUCUACAAGGACGGCCAGGACGUGGUCCUGCAGCCAGACGAGGAGUACCCUGAGUGGCUGUUUCAGAUGAAUGUGGGCCCCCCCAGGAAGCUGGAGGAGCUGGACCCCGAGACCCAUGAGUACUGGCGGCUGCUGCGGAAACACAACAUCUGGCGCCACAACCGACUGAGCAAGAACCAGAAGUUCUAGCGGGGACGCACCCCCCCCCCCCCGACGCGGCAGGGACCUCGCCAGGCCCUGAGGAGGACCCCGGAGGCACUCUGUUUUCCUGGAUAAAGCAGUUUCCUGAGAACAGAGGAGGCCCCUCACCUGGGCCGGGUGGGCCCCCAGACUGAGGCUGGCCCGGGGGUCCUCGCAGGCCCUGGGCGCCGCCCGCUGCGGAGCCAGGAGGGAGGCGGGACAGGCGGGGCGGGCAAGGGGCACCUCCGGCCUCGGGGUCCCGUGCCCCCAGUCUCCCCCCUGGCAGUAGACGUAAUUCUCUUGGUUGCAAGAGAUUCAAACCUGUUGCAGGCCCCCUGUGAGCUCCCGACACCGCGGCCCCCCCGGACUGGUUCUCUUGGACUAAGGCGGCUCCAGGACUCCUGGCUGGAGCCCCCUACCCAGUUUAGCAACCCAGCCAGAGGGGAGGGGCUGCCUUUCUUACCAAAGUCACGUGUCACCUGCAUUGGCCAGUCAUUGGAGACAGCCGGGGCCCUGGGCCUCACUGCCACCCUUCUGUCCACCUGAGUGGUACCUGGGUCUCAGGCUCCCCUGGCCCCUCCCACCCCCAUCCCCAGGAAGUGCAUCCUGGAGUCUUGCCGUAAGAACCUGACCCCCAGACGGAGUACCCCGGCUCCCAGCUUCCCUAGGUCCUGCCCUGCCUGGGGCCCCGGGGCGGGGCGAGGCGGGGCUUGCAGCGGGGGGGCAGGGAUGAGGGCCCCGGCCAGGAACCCUCCAGGCUCCUCUGCUCAGGAGCUGGGUGGGCGGGGCUCAGGACUAAGUCCAUCUAGUCCCAGGAAAAGGGGAGUCCUCAUCCUCUUAGGAAAACUGCAAAGCGGAUUACUCGCCCUCCCUGGUGGCCAGCCCAGAGCAGGUGGAGGGUCCCAACCCUCCUGUGGGCCCCUUCACUCUCAGGGUAAAAACAGAGUUGUAACAAGUGUAAGGCCUUGCCAGGCCUGCCGCCUGUCACCUCCCCACGGGCACCUCCCUGCUCCAGCCACAGGGGCGGUUCCUCCCUCACUCCAGCGCCAGUCCUGCCCCAGGGCCUUUGGGUGUGCUGCCCCCCCCCCCCGUGUCCCCAUGGUUCCCUCCAAUCCCAUGAGGUCACCUCCAAGAGGCCCCCCGCGCCCCCCGCCCCACCACGCUGUUAAAUUACAGCCCUGCCACACACACAGA